Xenopus laevis (African clawed frog) is the source of this 6376-nucleotide messenger RNA. RefSeq lists its product as uncharacterized. Bases 3410 to 4486 code for a protein of 358 amino acids. NCBI's taxonomy places the organism in Eukaryota, Metazoa, Chordata, Amphibia, Anura, Pipidae. The record is from RefSeq and is a predicted model, not a curated record. The transcript has 2 exons.
ACUGUCUAAUAUGAAAGAGAACAUGACAUCAACAAACUAAUCUGGUCCAUGAUACAUAAAAUAAAAUAUGCGGUAACUGAUCCUGUCUGUCCCAGAAUACAAAGGGUAAACACUCCUCUCCUUGUUUCCAUGUCCUCUUGUGGGUUUUAUGUCAGCUUUAAUAUAAAUUGUUUAAUAAUUAAUGGUUUAGCAUCACCAUGUUUGCCACUGUCAGUUGGGCAGGAUGCAUAUCUCUGUAUGCUUCAAAUCUUCACUUUUGGUGAGCAGUUUUGAGGUGGAAUGGGACAUAUAGUUCAUAUUGAACUCAUUCUCUGGUUCUGAAAAUGGCUCUUGGUCAUUAAGUAUGAAAGCAUUCGUUUAUGACCCUGUGGCCACAGAGAUAUACCUAAAGAAUUAUAGUAUUGAAGCUAUCACAAUGUCUCAUGCUGUAGGGCACUGAUUUUGAUAACUAAGAAUCUAGGUGUGCAACUUUGAUUACAGGGUUCUAGCAGACUCAUUUUCAGUAUUUUUUUUAAUGACCGAGACCAAUUACAAAUGUUUUUUUUUGUUUUUUUUUUUUUCUCUACGUGUCCUUGCAAAGAAGACCUCUGUCGUGUUUGGCAUUUUUUCUCUGCAAAUACGCAUUAGUGGGCUAAAAUCCACCCUUCUGAUAACUGGCAAGUUGAUGCUGUGCCUAUCAGGGCUAACUGAAGCUGUGGCAGAACCGGUGCAAUUUGUGUUUUAUUCAGAUAAACACUGUGUGACAUUAUUAGCCUUAUGAUCUGCUCCUUCUGUCAAAGCCUAAUACGCUGCAGAUGGUUUUGCAUGUACAGUAACAAGAAUGUAACAUUAAUUUAAAUGUCACAAUUUGCCUUGUUUAGUGUAAAAGCCAUACACAGUUCUUACUAUUUUUGUUUUAAUUAUGCUGAACACAAGUCCUAUUUGUUGUAGUAAUGUUGCUAGUAGGUACAUUUAAUAAACCACAUAUUUAUGUUAGUGUUUGCAAUUAGGAACUAUAUAUUGUUUAACAUAUGGGAGUGAUGUUAAUCUAUGAUGCUGUAGUGAAAAGCGUUUUAGAAACUAGGUAAGCAAGACCAAAAUAGCUUAAAAUCUCCCUUCCCUUACUAUUGUCUGCUAUGCCAAUUGCAUACAAAGUGUGUGCACAGACAUUUACAGGUGAUAAUCACUCAGACAGAAAUGCUUGUUCAAGCACUUUCAAGUGACUGAAAUAGGAGUUGGGUUAAUUUAGGCAGUGUGGUGCUACAUGUCUGGGACUAAAAAUGCAGUAAUGGACUUGGCUGAAAUCUCCAUGUCCUUCAUCUUAAAGGGGUUGUUCACCUUCCAACACUUUUUUCAGUUCAGUUGGUUUCAGAUAGUUCACCAUAAAAUAUAGACUUCCCGGGGGCAUGGCCUACGAUGCUGAGCUGAGCAGACGUGUUCUCUCUUAGCUCCGUUCCCAGGGGGAACAUUUAAGCUAAUAUUGGCACAACCGGCUAGCAACCACGGGUGCUAUACGGCUACUCUUCAACUGAACGAUGCCCAGAACUGGGAAACACAAGAAACAAGCAGCUCCUAAGAGAUUUACACUCUCUCCGCCACCAUCCCCGCGGCAAACUGAGUCUCCUAAGAUGGUAAUUCCUCCUCACCUUUCUAUAGCACGCCGCGGUCCGACCAUGGAUCGGAAAAUAGUGAGGCAGUUCAGGAACCGCAAGGUGAGCUACAAUAUUCUGGGGACUCUAUCCUAAUCAAUAGAUUUAAACAGCUCCUACAUACGGAGCUAUGGGAGGUGGCGGACUCCAUUAUGCAACGAGUUUCGCGGGAAAUUAAAGACCUGGGCACUCUAACUGCAGCAAUUGAGGACAAAGUUGAGCUAGUGGCAGAAUCUUCCGCACCCGCAGACAUGAUAUCGGAGCUGCGACAGCAGUUACAGGGCCUACAAGACCGCAUGGAGGAUUCUGAAAACCGCUCCCGCAGGAAUAAUGCUCGCAUAAGGGGCCUGCCAGAUGCAACAACUAAUCUCCAGGAGGAGAUUCCUGCCUUACUCGCUGCACUUGUCCCUGAAAUCCCUCAGGACAAAUUAUUACUGGAUAGAGUCCAUCGGGCCCUGGGACCACGAUGGGAGGGCGGCCCCCCCGAAGGAUAUCAUUGCCCGCUUACACUUUUAUACAACCAAAGAGGAAAUCAUGCAAUCAGCGAGAGCCGCUCCUCAUCUGGAGUGUAACGGAGCUAAAUAUACCCUGUUUACGGAUCUAUCUGGGGUUACCAUUCAACGCAGAAGGGAAAUGAAACCAGUUACUGGAAUCCUCUUGGCCAAUCGUCUAAAAUACAGGUGGGGAUACCCAUUUCGUUUGACUUUUUCUUAUAACAACAAAUCUUUCUCUGUUUGCUCUGCGCAGGAAGGGCUUGAUGUGUUAGCAGAGUUAAAAUUGACCACAACGCCCAAUAACUCCCCCCGCUCCGCUGCCUCACACACCAGUGCAAGACGGGGCGCGAUCUCACCUCUGUGGCAAAGAUCCCCAAAGACAUGAUGCAAUCAGGAUUUCCACCACUGGCUUGUUUUUUCUCGGCACAUUCAUGCUUUCUUUAAGAUUUGAUUCAUGUUCCCCCUGGGGGAGCCCCCCCCCUGAGCUGAUACACAAUCUUCGGCCCACCCCCGCUAAUGCAGGGGCAUACAAUUGAAAUACCCUCCGAUAGAAGGUAUUUUUCUGAUGUUUGGUCUGUUCUGUUUUUGUUAUAUGUUAUGCUGUUUGAAAGUAUCAGAGGGAAUAAUUUUUUGGGGGAAUCCAACCCACGACCAAUUGACAGUUUAAAGCAACCUGAUAAAAUGGCACUAUGGCGCUGACGUGCGCAACACAUAACGUUAAGGGACUCAACUCUCCCAUCAAGAGGGCUAAGGCCUUCCGCCAAUACCACUCUAUGCACAUUGACAUUGUUUUUUUACAGGAGACACAUUUCUCCCGGGAUUCGGAACCCAAAUUCUUUCACAGGAUGUAUCCUCAAGUGUAUACAGCAAAUGCAGCAAAAAAACACUGCGGAGUGGCGAUAUGCUUCCACAAGAGGCUUAACAUCCAAAUACAAUCCUCGUUAGCGGAUAAACACGGGAGAUACUUAAUCCUAACGGGACUGUUACAAGACUCUGUAUUAACUCUGGCUGUGAUAUAUGGACCCAACGAACAACAAAAACCCUUUUUUCAAAAUUUUUUCACCCUCUUGGAAAAACAUCAGAGAGGUCAACUUAUAUUAGGUGGGGACUUCAAUGAGGUGGUGAACCCAGCUAUGGAUCGACAAGGGCCCCCCCCCCUGACCCAACAUAAACGGCAUACCCAUUAUCUCUCGCCACUAUUGCAACAGUAUGCCCUGGUAGACGCAUCCAUUUAAAAGGGACUUUACGUUCUUCUCCCAUCCCCAUAAAUCCUACUCAAGAUUGGACAUGAUCCUUCUUAACAAAUCCCUGGCUUCGGUCAUAGACCAUGCCUCAAUACAUGUUUUUCCUUGGUCGGACCACUCCAUUGUUAAGCUUCAACUCAGGAACAUCGCACCCAGACCACGGGAUUACACCUGGCGGUUAGACAACAUUCUCCUGUCCCAGAUGCAAAUUGCCUACCACAUUGGACAAGAAAUAAAGACUUAUUUCCAGCUAAAUAAAGCACACGAUAUUAAGAACUCUACUCUAUGGGCAGCCCACAAAGCCUAUGUUCAAGGACUGCUGAUCCAAUCCCAGGCAAGAAGAAGGAAGGCCAACAGAGAGAAAAUUUCCUUGCUGAUGUUACAACUCUCACAACUAGAGGCUGCCAACAAGACCAGGUCUACUACCAUGCUUAGUCGUGCAAUAGAUAAGUUGAGGACUGACUUGAACUUAUUAAUGACUGAGCAGGAAUUGAAAAAAUUGCAAUGGGUGAAGCAAAAAUAUUUUCAAAAGGCUAACAAGGCAGAUACAAUGCUUGCACGUAAACUAAUUUUGGCAAACAGGGUAAGCCUGUUCAUUAGUGAUCUGAUCCAUAAAGACCAGGCCGGGUUUAUUCCACAUAGGCAGGUGACCGAUAACAUCCGCAGGGUAAUCGACCCGGUUCACUUUAGCAAAACGAAAGGUACUCCUUCCAUGCUACUAUCGUUGGACCUGGAAAAGGCCUUCGAUACAGUCUCCUGGCGAUAUUUAGUCCAGACUAUCCAAUCAUAUAGCUUCCCACCUGAAUUUCUUAACAUCAUCAAAGCCCUAUAUCACAAUCCCAGAGAACGUGUACAACAUUUAGGCUUUCUAUUCGGGACAUUCCAAAUUAAGAGGGGCACCCGUCAGGGGUGUCCUCUCUCCCCUCUUUUGUUUGCCCUUAUUAUUGAACCCCUGGCAAUUCACAUUUGGCAACAUGCUGACAUUCAUGGUCUCCAGAUAGGUGAUUUUCAUCACAAAUGUGUCCUAUAUGCUGAUGAUUUAUUAAUGUUGGCUUCCAAACCCAUGACAUCUCUCCCAAAUUUAUAUAAAUUACUGAGUUUGGCUCGGUCUCCGGUCUGAAGGUUAACUCCCAAAAAUCCGAAGCACUGAACAUUAAUCUCCCUCCUCAUACUCGGAAGCUGCUGGAGAUAAACUUUGGAUUUCAAUGGCAACCCAAAAGCAUUAAAUAUUUGGGGGUCCAGAUUACUCCAGAAUAUAGCAGUCUAUCUCAAGCUAAUUAUCCGGGGACAAUUAAAAAAAACUAUUCUCAGUUACAUUCUUGGGAACCCUUGCAGUUGCCCUGGCUAGGGAAAGUACAUGCCCUGAACAUGACAAUCCUCCCCCAUCUGUUAUAUUUGUUCCGCACACUUCCAGUUAACCCCCCAAUGACUACUCUAAUUAAACUACAGUCUCAAUGCCUAAAAUUUGUAUGGGGUGUUAAACGAUCUAGGCUGAAAGCAAGCAUAGCCUACAGUAGUAGGACUAAAAGCGGCUUGGGAAUUCCAAGUCUCAGGGCCUAUUAUAUUGCAGCCCAGCUGGCUCAGAUGGUGGAAUGGCAUACCCAGAAUACUUCCCCUCUCUGGACACAGUUAGAACAAAGCUCUGUGGGGGACACCCUCCUCAGUAAUUUUAUGUGGAUUGGGGCCUCCCCUGACCCCACUUAUUGCCCCACAGUAAACCAUUCCCUACAAGUGUGGAAGUCUACUUCUAAUAAAUACCCCAUAGUAUCUACCCAUCGGCCAGCAUUAUCUUUACGGAACAACCCUGGCUUCCCCCCGGGCAGGGAGGGCGGUGCCUUCUCUUGGUGGCAGGAAAAUAACCUUCUAGCCCUACAUCAGCUCACCCGAGAUAUGUUUGUCUUACCAAACCCUACGAGAGAAAUUCCAUAUGCCUACUGCUGAAUCAUUUAGAUAUGCCCAAAUACGCCACUAUUUCCUCUCCCUUACGGGGAACAAGUUACGGGACUUACCCACACUCACAAUAUUUGAACGCUUAUGCCUGCACUCCAUCCCAUAUAAAGGGGCCAUAUCUAGAAUUACGAAAUCUUAAUACACCAAAUGCCCGUUAAAGAUUUGAAUUUUGUUAGACAGUGGGAGCAAGACCUGCGUCUCUGCUUGGAGGAGGAUGCUUGGCUGGACAUGAUGCGGGACAUGACUAGGUGUUCCCCAAGUAUUAGUACAAGAAACUUCUCAAAAAGUGGUUACUAGGUGGUACUUAGUUCCCGAAAAGCUUUCGAAAUGGUACCCCUCCAAUAGCUUUAGGGGUUGUGGGCAGACUGGCUCGUUGAUUCAUAUUUGGUGGCAUUGUCCCAAGGCAAUAACUAGCAUCACUGGGCUUAUACUUAGGAAAUCCCCUUUGGAAGCCCUGCUACAUGGGCGAGUGCCAGGUGGGAACAAAUGGGUUCGGCAACUUGUAGGCUGUAUAUUUACAGCAGCCAAACAGACAAUUGCCAAGGCUUGGAAAGCCAAUUCACUAGACUUACAGGAGGUGAAACACAGACUGGAUAACUAUUUGGCUAUGGAAAGGCUCUCCUCUAUUGCCAAGGGUGACUUGCGCUCUUGUAAUAAAAUCUGGGGCCCCUGGGUUCAAUAUAGAGGUCUAUCAGCAAUAGGUUAGAUUACGGGUACGAAGGGAGAACAGCGCCCUAGGUUUGCUAUUUUUCCCCAAAACACACCUAUAUUCUUAUGUGAUCAUAUUCUUCACCGAGUAUGCACCCCCCUACGGAUACAUUUCUUUGGUUACUGUUUUACCACUUAUGUCUAUUCUUUUCUGUUUAACUACUAUUGGCGUUCUAUUUUCCUUUUUGCCAAACAAUAAUUGUAAUCUGUAUCUUUGCAUUAUUGAUACUGCUUUUUACAUGCAACACAUUACUUACUGUAAGAGUACUCAUGGAAAAUAGGAAAAGCGGUUGUAUUUUGAUUUUCUUCUAUUUCUUUUUUGUAAAACAAAAUAAAAAUAUUUUUAAAAAAA